AUGGAAUUACUAAAAACAAUUCUAGCAAAGAGGAAACAAAUUUAUGAAUUGGAAUUAAAGAAAAUUCAUCUAGAACGAGAAAAUACUCGUAAAUCAAUGAUGAUGGAAGAUGGAAAUUUUCUUAACGCUCCAACAUUCUCCUCUGCAUAUUCACAUGCGUUUGAUGAAGAUACCUCCCCAUUCCUUAAAUAUCCCUCUUCCAUAUUACUCACAUUGUUGCAACAAGUAAAAUCAUCAUCGCUCAAAGUAUCAACCGAUCAUGAAGAUAAAAACAAGACCAUCAAUAGGAAUCAUCCUUCUGACGAAUUUGUUGUCAAAAAUAAUGAUAUUACAAUGCUUACGGAAACGAACGUUCCAAAACAUUGCGUCCCAAUACGAACAGAUGUCAGAAAUAUGGAUUGGAAAGCACUUGCAAGUGUCACACAAUUUGAUGUCAUUUUAAUGGAUCCACCUUGGCAAUUAGCGACUUCGAAUCCAUUACGUGGUGUGGCUAUUGGCUAUAAACCACUCUCAGAUAAGCAUAUUCAAAAUAUGGAUAUCAAUUCGCUACAAGAAAAGAAUGGAGGAUUUUUGUUCAUUUGGGUUAUUAAUGCAAAAUAUGUUAAAACACUGGAAAUGAUCGAACAAUGGGGAUACAAAUAUGUGGAUGAAAUUACAUGGGUGAAAAGAACGAUUCAUAGACGUUUGGCAAAGGGACAUGGUUAUUACUUGCAACAUGCAAAAGAAAAUUGCAUUAUCGCAAUGAAAUGUAAAUCACUAGAAAAGGAGAAGGAAAUGCUUGAGGCCGCAAGAAAUCGGGUUGCCUCGCUGAGUGAUGUGAUUUUCAGUGAUCGAAGAGGACAAUCACAGAAGCCAGAAGCUCUCUAUCACUUUAUUGAGCAAAUGGUUCCAGAUGGAAAAUAUUUAGAAAUAUUUGGAAGAAGAAAUAAUUUGAGAGAUUAUUGGGUGACGAUUGGAAAUGAAUUGUGA
Messenger RNA from Naegleria lovaniensis, 969 nucleotides. RefSeq lists its product as uncharacterized. Gene Ontology annotation, cellular component: RNA N6-methyladenosine methyltransferase complex. NCBI's taxonomy places the organism in Eukaryota, Heterolobosea, Eutetramitea, Acrasida, Naegleriidae. The record is from RefSeq and is a predicted model, not a curated record. Gene Ontology annotation, molecular function: methyltransferase activity; nucleic acid binding. Bases 1 to 969 code for a protein of 322 amino acids. The transcript has a single exon.